AUGUCGAAAGGAGAAUUAAUCAAAGUUAAAUUGAUCUCAUCGAUUGAUCUGAUUAGAAAUGAAGAUGCUAAACUUUUAAGAAUGCCGUAUUGUGUUUGUACGUAUGCAUCGCAAUCUGCCAAACAUAAAAUGAAAUCUCAUUUACUACUUGGCGAUGUAAUACGAGUUUUAUAUUUGUUACUUACAAAUCGUAAACACCAGAUGAUUUCUUUGCAAGUAUUAAAACACUGUUGGCUAUUUUGUCGUCGAGUUCCUCUAGCUGAUAUACGUCUUUUUACAUUGAGUGGUGGUUUAUCAUCACGAAACUCUGCUCGUCGGUCUCAGUAUCCAUUGGUAAUUUCAGAGUCACCACCACUAUUUGUUGUCCGAUGGUCCUCUGACAGUUUGUUGAAGCGGACACUAGACAUUGCUUGUAGCUGUCUACCACGUAACCGAUUCUGGUACAACUGUUGUCCAGAAAGACUUCUGCAGGCAUUAUCACGUUUAAUAUUCAGACCUGAUGCGAAAAAGUACAUUUUAAAUAUGUCAAAAUAUCUUUCAUCGAAAUGUCAACAGAUUUCAAAUGCUUCUUCUUCAUCGUCAGCAGCAUCAUUAGAUGUGUUGUCGGAUCGAAACGAUCGUGAUGAUGGUGAUGAUGCUUUUGAGUUACCUACACCUAAUCCGGUGGAUGAUAAUAUGCGUGAAAGAAAUUUACACGUGGAAUUGUGCAACUGUCUUCCUGAGUCAGUUUCGUGUUUCCUGAGAAGGAAGGUCGGCCUAGAUUUCCACCACAUUGCGUCUUUCGGAUUUCUAAUAGGCUCUUUUCAUAAUACAUGCUUACAAGUUCUGAGUGAGGCUAAGAAGACUCCAGGUUGUAAUUCAAAUGCUAAAGUAAACAAGAGUGUCUCCUUGAAUCUAUUCAGUAGUAUGGAAUGUCUACAUCGAGGUAUAUCUGUUUGUUUGUGGCGAUUAUGUGAUUCGUAUGCAUCACUUAUGUCAGCUGGUGCUUGUUUGAAGGCGAGGCAUAAACUCGCGAAUACAGACAGCAAUUCUGUUCAAUCACGUUCUUCUAUGCGGCUGGCUCAUAAACGAGCUCGUCUUUUUGAAUCGGAAUCAUGUGCACGAGAUAACAUUAUUCGUAUAUUAGCAGAAGAGGUUUGCGUUCCUCUCCGUAAUGUGUUAAAUUUCCUGGAGAAAAUGUACCACACGUUGUGUAGUAUAACAUCGAGUGAUUUCUUGCUUAGCCCUUUCUUUGGUUGUGACAACAAGGAUACUAGUUUACUGCCUUCAAAACAGUGUGUAUUCGAUUCCAUUGUAUAUACACGAGGACUUGUUAACUUGAAUACGUCAUCAAGAGAGCAGCGGGAUUUUGAGACGUUUACGAAUAUUGCUUUCUUCUUACUCAAGUAUCUCACCACCGAUGUCUUCGGACAUAUUCGUGGUCUGUGUGAAAGUGUGUUUUCGUUCAAAGAGGAGUUAUCAAAGACUUAUUCCUCCAUAGUGGAGACUUGGGUGCCAGCAUACAAAGAGCAGCUUUCCUCUGUUAGUCCACGUGCUGAUGUUGAUUUGAAGUAUCUCUUCUCCUCUCUGCAUAGUCAGUAUGAUGCAAUUGAAGCUUGGAGUCGACGUCAACGUGAGGUAGAAUUGAAGCAGAUCAGUAGGACUAUGAUUAACAUGCUAAGACAACUUUAUGAUUGUUGGAAAUGUCGGUCUCUGUGUGACGAUUUAAAGUUACCAUGCCGUCGUUUAAAUAUUCCAUAUGGUUCAAAAAAUGGUUCAUCCCGGUCUGUGUUGAAUAAGUUCAAUGUGAAUGCUAUAUCGCCAUGGCCACCGCAAUACUUAACUUUUGUUCCAGCCGAACAUCCUAUUCAAGGAAACUCAGUCAGUGAUCUAAGUAAAACUGUUUGUCCGACAUGCGGUGAUUCGGUGGAAGACUUUGCUUAUUCGAAAGGGACAUUAAGGAAGACGUUGAAAUCUACGGUAAUCACAGUGAUUACUCCAAAAGUCAGUAGCAGCAGUAGUAGUCAAAGUGAAAGGCGUAUUUCACGUGAUGAGGUCGAUGAUGCUAAUGCAAGACUGAUCAGUGAUGGGUGUGCUGGAGUGAAAUCUUCCAUAUCACACUCCGUUAAUCCGUGUUCCCCUAAUAUAAUUCCUCAGAAAAGAUUACUUAUUACUGUUAAGCAAACAAGUUCAAAGAAUGUUACAAGUAUGUCACCGAACACCUCCUCAUCUUUAGAUUCUAAUUCUCUUCGAACCACAGAGGUGAUAAAUUCGUCAGAAUCUUCUGUUUCGGUGAAUGAAAGUACUACUGAUAAGUCAGAAGUGAAUUCUUUAAAGUUAGUUACUGAGAUUGUUGUGGAUUAUGUGUCAUCACUUGAGAGCUUUUCAAAUCCCUUAUCAUCAGGAAAUGCUUGUAAUAAUAGUCCUACUGAAGUUGAUGUCACGUGCAGAGAAAAGGGAUCUGUUAGAAAUUCAUAUGAUUGUGAGAGAGAAGUUAACGGUAGCCAGUGUUCUCCUCAACCGGUUCAGGUGUGCAGUUCUGUGGUGUCAAAAGACAGUGAUACGUCAUCGGUCGUCACUAGUGUAAGUGAUUCAUAUGGAAGUGCUUCGGUUAGUGUAACUGGAACAACCUUAUGUACUCAUUCGGAAAUCUUUUCAUUCAUACCGAAUAAACUAUCAGACAGUCUUAUGUUGGUCUCAACACAUAGUGAAUGUAAUGAAUCUGAGGCGCCGUCUGUCCCAUCAAACGUUGAUGUGGACGGACUAUCUUGUGUGUGCUUUACAAGCGAUAAUGUUGAGAAUAUGUCUUCACAGCCUAACACAACUGAACUUACGGAAGAUGUUGACGUCACUUCAAAUAAUUCUGUUCCUUCGUCUAAUUCUGAUGGGAUUCCAGAAAGCCCAGGUGCUUCCACAAACAAUCGCAGUUCACCUUUGAAGGAUUCGAGUUGCCAAGAUGAUCUUGAUGAAGAGUCGACAUAUUCUAUUGUGGGCAAUUCUGAUGGGAUAUCAGAAAGUGGACCCCAGUUAUCAUCUGUUAGUACCGUUGUCUCAAUAAACCGGAAGAAGGAAAAGUCAAUAAAGAAGGUGUGCAUUUAUUUACCUAGUAAUAUUGUUGCUAACUCUCCUACUGAGAAUAUUGUCUGUCAAUGUAGUGGUGCGGAAGCGCAUUCACACUCUGAUCAGGUGAACAGUUGUACAAUGACUCUUGAUAGACGGCGAGUUAGGAAAUUGAAACGGAAGCUGAGGAAAUUGAACCAUUUACCUGCAGCUGGAACGAAUACUUCUGAAAUCUCAGAAACGAAUUCCACCUCACUAAUUGAAAGUCCCUUGUGCUCGUUUGCGUCAACUAGCGACAGUCUCUCAUUGACGGAAUUUCCAAAUACUUCACAUAAUUUGAGUAAUAUCCAUGUGGAACAACCGUUAAGUGAUUUUGUAUCUCUUUCUUGUUGGCUGAAAGAGAAAUCUCUGAAUUCUAAAGCUCCCGGACCAGUAACGGCUUCUGUAUUAGGACUGUCUGCGUCCCCACUUUCAAUUAUAUCAAUUGACCUGACUUCUGAUGAAUAGAAUCUCA
Messenger RNA from Trichobilharzia szidati, 3553 nucleotides. Lineage: Eukaryota; Metazoa; Platyhelminthes; Trematoda; Strigeidida; Schistosomatidae. The record is from the annotation of a GenBank genome assembly.